This is a messenger RNA of Ambispora gerdemannii, 205 nucleotides long. Lineage: Eukaryota; Fungi; Glomeromycota; Glomeromycetes; Archaeosporales; Ambisporaceae. The record is from the annotation of a GenBank genome assembly.
AAAUAUCAUUUUCUGGUUGCAUACGUCUUCUUUCUGCACUAGUUGGGUAAAUUUGUCGGAGAUGAAAGUUAUUGGGGCGGACUGGGAGAUGGGGUGCCAACACGUUCCUAGCUCUAGUUUCGAGAUCGGAGACCCUAUCAUUCUUGGAAAUUUCGAUUACAAAAAUUUACAUUCCUAUGUUGACUAUUACGGAAACGGAGGUUGA